UAAUUAUUAAUUUCUUAGGGGGUCCUCGGUCCUCUACUAAACUGUUGCAACACAGUCUACAGUCUACAAGCCUCGUCUCGUCAGCAAUGCUACACUUUACAUACUACUUGCUACUCACCCAUUAAUCCAUUCACUCACCUUUCUUCUAAUUCUUUAACUUGCCACCCCUUCCAUCCGGUUGGCUCUACCAUAUCCUGCAAUCAAUUUUGCGACGGGCCAAUUGAGUGUGCGAUUUCGGUAAAAAGCCUUGAGAAGCGUCGUCGGGAAGACCCGAGUCUUCCUCUUCUUUUGUUCUAUUUCUUGUUAAUGGGUUUGGCUGUUUGACUUCUCCGGUUCUCCUACUAAAUACAAAACGUGCGAGAAAGACAGCGUCUUUCCCUUUCUCAGCCAUCCGCUUUCUUGCAAUAUGCUGCCUUAAUCCUUAAUGUACCAAGUCGAUUUUGUACCCGACCUGUCGCUUGCUGUGCGCGAUCGUACAGACCAAGCCGCGGCAGAACCCCGACGUAUCGCGCAACCUGCGCCGUAACGACGACAAACGGCGCAAUCCAGUAUGGAGGGUACUCUACUCGUUCCCCCAGAUAGGGGUACUAUAAUUGGUAGAGCCGUAUGGAAGCCCCGAUAUCUCGUCAUCGGCCCGCAAAGGGAUGCUUUCCCGUCAAAUACCGGCUUCUCUCAGGUUGCUGCUCGUAUCAAGGACGCUGGGAGCCGAGCAUCGAAGGCGCAGCCGCAACUGAGGCCACAAUCGGAUGCGAUCUAUUUGUCGAUAUAUAAAUCUCGGGAUGACUGGGAGCCGGUUCAACAGCACUCAAUAGCGUCUAUUACGGAAUCACAGGUUCAGAUGAUCGCCCAUCGCAAACAGGGACCAGUACUGCCAACCCUCGCUAUUCAGAUAUCGCCGGAUCCAGCCACUGACAAGUUGCGAAAACGCCGUUCGAGCCGAACUGCAGGACUGACUACUACUAAGGAUUCGGGUCCGACGACAUUGUGGUUCCGUCUCGGCGAUGAUCGCACUUAUACGCUAGAGGAUUGGUCCCGUUACAUACAAUCGAUAAUACAGCCCGAGGUUCCUGGCCGACAUCCGAUAAGUCCAAUUAGCCCGACGUCGCCAACCUUCAUUAAUCCAUUCGCUCCUGCAGUUCGGGAUUAUGCCGCCACGUCGAGCGGCAGCUCUUCCAAGACACGCAGGAGGAUGACCACCAAAUCGUCUAGUCAUACGUAUGGAUCUAGUCGAGAAGCUAACGUUCCUUAUACUUCCGCGGGGUCAGCUAGCAUACGUUCCGGCCGUAGUGAUAUUUCGUCUUCCCACGCUAGUUCGAUGGCUCCUGUUGCCACGGCAUACGCAGCGCAGCAUUAUACAACGGUCCACCCUUCCGACCUCCCGUCACCUGCCACAACAGUUGGGGAAUAUCAUGAUCAAUUCAUCGAGGGAUGGACAUCUGCGCAGGGACGGUCGUCUACCUUGAGUUCCCCCAUCAGAGCCAGAGAAAGCAUUGGCUCUUCGCCUGGCCAAUUCCAGCCCAGUAUCUAUUCCGGCUCGCCCCCGGCACCUCGAGAGACCAUUCUGGACAGAGCAUUUCAGCUGCGGUGUAUUCCUGGUUCGGACCGUGAAGUUCCAGGAGAGGAAAAGCUCAGCUCCAUUGCCCGGUUUGAAGCACUGAUGCGUCAGGCGGAGGAACGCCAGAGAGCCUUCGAGAAAGAAAAGUCAACGGUAACGGGGAAACAACCACUGAAGAGUACCUGGGAAGAAGACGAAAGCGACGAAGAGAAUGGUGCUGGUGAGGAAGAUGACGAUAGUGACGAGGAUGCAUUUGAACAGGAUCUAGACAAUGAUGAGAUCGGACCGUCUGCGCAGAAGGCACUUCAGUUCAUUGCUAAUCGUCAUAGCGGGAGGUCGCAGUGGUCGCAAUCGAGUAGUAGGACCGUAUCCAAUAAUCAAGACUCGGGACCGGCCAUCCUCCGACCGCAUACCGCGCAUUCAAGGCUAAGACCUACGGCCCAGCGAACAAGUAGUCAACCGCAGAUCCCUGCGGCGGCGCUUGAGAUGUCAGCUAUCCCUAGUAGGGUACAGGAAGAAGGUGUGACCCGACGAAACCACGAGAAACGUCACUCGACAUCUGAUGUAAAACGUCUUAGCUUUAACGAGUUCACGAAGCGAUUGAGUGGCACCAGUAGCCUGUUACUCGUACAGACCAAUGCCAGCGCCAACAGCAGCCGAGGAAGUAGCGACAUCGACGGAGCUCAACAGACGACGCCACCAAGGGCCGGCGCACUGAGUCCGAGAGGUGGAGCGUUAUCACCGACCGACCGAGACGAACGCUGUCGGUGGCGGGGCAGCGUUGGCGUGUUCGGCGCCAACGAAGGCGGAUUCUUAUAAGACGGGCAUUGCGUUAUUGCGCUUUCGAUUCUUAGGCCAUCGAUGUGAUUACCGGUACUUCGGCCGGGGAGUUUGACCUCCCUCUGUAUUUUGAUACCACCAUGUUUUGCUUGUUACGACCCGUCACGACCAUCGCGCACGUGUCGAAUUCACGGCGCCACGAUUCCCGACUUAUGGGACACGAUAUAAUCCCAUGCAUAUUGAAGAAGUGUUCAGUUGAAUUUAUGGAUUGGAAUACAGUACGACGAAAUUUUUCAUGGAGAGAAUUGUUGAAUGAGGAAUCUGUCACGACGUCUGAGCUGCGAGACUCAUAAUCUUCUGUCUGAUAUCCAUCUUAUUUUAGAAAUUUUUUUGUUUGUUUCGAAAUACUAGUGAUACCCUUGGGCAUCAUCAAAAGAAUAUAGCAUCCGCCAUUUAUAUAUGUGCGAAUUUCAUGGUACCGU
Annulohypoxylon truncatum is the source of this 2817-nucleotide messenger RNA. RefSeq lists its product as uncharacterized. The record is from RefSeq and is a predicted model, not a curated record. Lineage: Eukaryota; Fungi; Ascomycota; Sordariomycetes; Xylariales; Hypoxylaceae. The transcript has 3 exons. The coding region runs from base 551 to 2374 and encodes 607 amino acids.